Closterium sp. Yama58-4 is the source of this 1001-nucleotide messenger RNA. The record is from the annotation of a GenBank genome assembly. NCBI's taxonomy places the organism in Eukaryota, Viridiplantae, Streptophyta, Zygnematophyceae, Desmidiales, Closteriaceae.
AUGGGAGGCAGGCACGCGAGUGGCGUGGCGUUGAAGCGGCUGAGUGCGCUGGAUAAGAUGGUGGCCGAUGCCAUGGUGGGUGCGGCAGCGUUGAAGUGGCUGAGUGCGCGGGAUAAGAUGGGUACAGGUGAGCGGGGAGGGUGGAGUGGAGGUGUGGAUGGCUCUGGGUGUGCUUCUGUUGCUGCAUGGCGUAUGGUGUGGGGAUGGAUGGGAGGCAGGCACGCGAGUGGCGUGGCGUUGAAGCGGCUGAGUGCGCUGGAUAAGAUGGUGGCCGUGGGAUACAGCGCUGCGACGGCUGAGUGCUCUGGAUGGGAUGGUGGCAGUUGGAUACAGGUGAGCGGGAAGGGAGGUGGUGGUGCUUUUGGUGAUGCUGUGGGUGUGGGUGCAGCAGCGUUGAGGCGGCUGAGUGCGCUGGAUAAGAUGGUGGCCGUGGGAUACAGCCAGCUUAACUCAGAGAUGGCAUUUAAAGCACAGAUGGACAUGGGGGGGGUGAGAGUGGAGCGACAGAACCUCUCCUUCUGCAUCCUCACUCGCCGCCUGUACCCCUUAGAGGACGACUCGUGUCCCGUUAAGAUCCUCAGCGCUGCUGCCAAGGUGCCUCUGAAUGGCGCCAAGUGCCGGUUUUGCACGCCGUGCAAGGCAGGAGAGGAGGCUGAGCAGGCGCUAGCUGCCAUUCCCGACACGGCUCCCAACUGGCCGAGCCCGUUCACUCAGGGCAUUGACAUUUGCUCCAUCCACCAACCGUGGGAGGACACGUGGCAGCAGCAAUAUGAUGAUGUCAUGGGUGCUGAGCUGGCACGGCAGCGCCAAGCUGUCGGCCGCAUGGCUGCUGACGUGGCGCUCUGCGUGCGAUCCUUCGAACGGCUCCGCGCCCUCUCCUCUGUGUGGUCCGCGCCUUCCCCCUUGGCUCUCUGUGUGCGGGGGCAGAUGGGGGAGGCGAAGCUUCUGGGGACCACCCCACGACAAUUCGCCACUUUUACGCGCCUGCUCUCUUCCUCCAG